UAGGACCUAUUUGAACUUGAAGACACUUGGGAAAAACAAUUGGAAAAAAUGGCGGAAUCGAAGAGGCAAAACCUUCACCUUUCAGGGGGAGGAGAAGGAGCAUCGACGCCAUUACCAGAGUGGCAAAAACCUCGGCUUGAACCAGAACCAGAAAAAACUAAAGAACCUAGUCUAGAAUGGAUUGCUUUACAAUUCGACAAGGCUAAGCAAGAAAGAAGUGAACAAGGAUGUGAGGAUGUGCAACAAGACAAGUGGGAAGCAUACAUUCUUCUUGAGAUCGAACGAGCUCAAGAAGAACUAGCACAAGUAAAAGGAGAAGAAGAACAUGUGAUUGUGCCACCGGAAAAGAGGCAAUUUGAACAAGGAAAGUGCAUCAAAGGGAUGUCUUUAGACCCCUAUUGCAAUUGUUCUUCACACCCAUGCCCUGGAUUCGAUAAACUCACUCUUGAUACUCCCAUGGGUGCUGUGGAGGAGUAUACCGAUCAUUAUGUCUCUAUUUGGCUCCAUUACAUCAGUCAACUUCGUCAAACUCAUUGUUUUGACAUUGAUGUCCAUCCCGGUUCGUCUUUGGGUGCUGGAGUAUUAGUAUAUAACUUCAAUGAAGAUGCUGAGUUAAUGAUGGAACUGGCUAACCGCGCCAUUCAGGAAUAUAACGAGAGAGAGUGUAAUGUCUUCAAGUACAAGGUUUUGAAGAUUGAAAAGUGAAUUCUACGGUGACAGAUUACUUUGAUUAUUUUAUGACUGUGAAAGUCAGAAAUCUCACUCUUGUUACUCCUAUUGAGACUUUCCAAAUUCAUGCUGGUAAAAGGUGUCGCGAUAAUGGUGGAAAAGCAAUCUAUUGUUGUCAGCCUAAGAGAGAGGCAGUUGUUGGUUUGGCAAAUUGCGAUCUUUGUCUUCGUAAGCUGCGAGGAGAGGCGCGCCAGGGAGAAAAGGAAAAGGCACUUGAAGAAGUAUAGUUACAUAAUUUGGACCAUUUGAGAUUUCAUCAUUAUGGUUUUAAAUUAUGUAACUUGGCUCUUGGUUGAGAUUUUAUCAUUUGUAGUUUACCCCUUUGUUAAUUGAAGUAUCUGAAUUAUUAGCCGUUGGACUAUGGUUUUCUUAGAUUUAGUUAGUGCUUGUUGAGAACAUUUCAAUCUCUGUAGUUUACUUUGAGAAAUGAUCUGACAUGUUAGUUAAUUGAAGUAUUUGAUAUUCUAAAGCUGGGAAUGAAAAAGGUUAUGCGGCAUUUUCUUUAGCCAGCAUUCGUAUAUAAGUAUCCCUUUUCUGAUUUUUUU
Solanum stenotomum is the source of this 1274-nucleotide messenger RNA. RefSeq lists its product as uncharacterized. The record is from RefSeq and is a predicted model, not a curated record. The coding region runs from base 49 to 705 and encodes 218 amino acids. NCBI's taxonomy places the organism in Eukaryota, Viridiplantae, Streptophyta, Magnoliopsida, Solanales, Solanaceae. The transcript is spliced from 4 exons.